CCCUUUGCAGUGUUAGACAAGGCUUUGUCUGUUGCUACAUGUACCUGUUGUAGCCACAUCGAGGGUCGUAUUUUGCCCAAGCUGAGCAUAUGCCGAGGCAGCACUUUUCCUCACUCAUGCAGCUUCCAAUUAAUUUCCAGUUUUGUUUUAAUCAGGGUGAAGAAAAGACUGUUUAUCCCAGUAUCCCAGCAGACUGGUAGCAGGCAAGGAAAACAGCAAUGAUCUUUAAGAAUGCUGCUGAGCAUGGUCAGCUGGGUUUGGGAAAAAAAAAAUCAUCUCUUGUCCAAUCAGUGGACAGCAGUUUGCUCUCUAUUUAGACCGUUUUACUGUUUUUCUUUCCCACUCAGGAAGAGGUUGGGUUCUUCAUAGGAAUGUGCUUGAUCCACCUAAUACAAAUAAAAGCUGGUAAGAAAUCGGGGCACGCUGCCUUUCCCCUGUGCAUGGCUGAGCUGUACUGUAGCCCCCUCUGUGCUGACCUUCUAGGGCAGGCUGGUGAGCUGCGGGGUGUUCCUCCUGUGGACCAGGAUGUCAAAGGCUUCUUUCCCCUGAGCAGUGAGCGCCCACGGGCCCGACGUGCUGCCCGCUCCUGGAGGGAAGUUAUUUAUCCAAUUCUUUUUUUUUUAAGUCUGAGCCAGGCACUAGUUUUGUCUGGUGUGAAAUGUUUUAAAACAAGAUCUUUCGAAGACCACAGCACACAGCAUGGAGCCCAACGCCAGCUCCCACUGACAUCGUUUGUAAACUGGAGCCUCCAGAAAUGCCGUAAAACACUUCCCCCCCAGCCUAGGAGGGGCUCAGACAAUAAUAAAUAUCACAGUUUUGAUCUUUGCUCUGUACUGUGAAAGAGCUUGGCCUAGGAGCCAAAUUCCUAGGGCAUCACUUGGCUCUCCUAACAUAGAUACGGUAUCUUACUAGGAUAUUGUCCUUCUCCUGCUGCAGACUAUUGCCUGAGUUAGUGAGGACAGAAUGACUUCCCUAUGCCCUGAGACAGAGGCGCCACUUUCAGCCUUUCAUCCCACCACUUAUUGGGUGAGUUACAGCAAGAAGCAGAGUCCUCUGGAAAAAAAAAAAAAAAAAAAGAGCGUGCUUGUCGAAUCCAAAGUCAAUCUGCCAGGAGGUAGAAAUCAAAGCUGUCCUGGCAGCAGUCCUUCAGACCUUUCUGCGCACUUAAGAGCACCGUGGGCAAAACCACCCAUCCUUGAGUUGUCUCUAAAAAAAUGUUUGGCUGCAAGUUUCUGAAGGCUGGACAUGCCCGGUGGGUGUGGGGGAGUCUGACGUGAACACGGAGCAGAAACCUGAACAGAAAGGGGAGGAGGCAACAACACUAGGAGCAAAAAAAUAUUUCAGGCUUGACAGUGUGCCAAGGACACAAACUGACUGCAGGAAAUAUCUCUGCUGUGGUGUAGGAUUUUUUUUUUUUUUUUUCUUUCCCCUCUCGUUAAAGACCUUCAAUUGCUGGUGUGGGUGGUGGGGCUGGGGUCCCGUUGCUCGCCGGUGCUGGCGGCAGGGCAUGUGAAGCCGGCGGCAAUAACCGGAGGGCCGCUAAGGGCUCCUUCAGCCGGAGGAAGCGGCGUGGUGCCAGCCCAGGCUGGUUUCUGUGAUUACGUCCCUGCGGGUGUGUCGGUUAAAACCCCGCACGGGAGCGGCGCGGCGCAGGCAAACGCCAGCGGAGCCGAGCCGGAGCGGUCACGGCCUCAGCUGAGAAGAGAUGGCCUCGGUGUGUCCCCCGGCGGCCUCCACGCAGCCCACCUUGCCCUCCGGACCCACCGUCUUCAAAACCAUCCCCUACGCAUUCAUCCUACCGGAGAUACUCUGCGGGACCUGGGUGUGGAUCCUUGUCGCUGCUACCUCCGUCUCCCUCCCGUUGCUGCAGGGAUGGGUGAUGUACGUGUCCCUCAGCUCCUGCCUCGUCUCCCUGCUGCUCCUCUUAAGCUACCUCUUUGGCUUUCACAAAAACAGCGAGAACUGGAAAGUGCUGGACAGUUUGUACCACGGUGCCACAGCCAUUCUGUACAUGAGCGCUGCUGUCUUGCAAGCCAACGCGACCAUUCGCUCUGAGUUCGGCCCCAACUCGCCGCUCUACUACCAGCUCAACAGCGCCGCAUCGGUGAGUUGGUCCAGAAAACUGCAGGCAGGCCAGAGCAGCCACCGUUCCCCUCAGGGAGACGCAGGAGCAAAUAUUAAAGCCAUCUCAAAACCAGCAGUGUCACACCGGUCAGAGUUUCAGCUCCUCGUCUCUGCUGCGUCGUGCAGCCAGUGUGGGCUUCUCGGGGUCCAGCAGCUCACGGACAGCCUUGCGCAGCUGCUUCCUGGGAGACGGGGGGGGCUUUGCCUCUUCUUUGAGGCUGGAGAGAGAGCUCUGGGCUGGCAGGUUGCCCCGGGUCGAGAACACCGAGAGGAGAUGAGGUUAGACUCUCCCAGCUGACCCCAGCUCUUGCUCUUCCUCCUCUCGUGCAGUUCUUCGCCUUCAUCACGACCUUCCUGUACAUCCUCCACGCCUUCAGCAUCUACUACCAGUGAGCCCGGCAGCGCCAGCUUCGCCUCUGCAGGACGAGGGCUCUCCCAGCGCGAGGGGUGCAGCUGCCGGGGACGGCGGUUGCUUUUGUACUUCACUGAAGGAGGGAUUUUUGUACAGCAGCGUUGUGUCGGUGUGCCUGUGGGGACAUUUCAUGCCUUGCCCAUGGGCUACGCAAGGGGAGGGACUGGGUGCAGGCUCUGAGCCAGCCUCCCACUCCGAUGUUCCACCAAAUAUAGAUCAUCAAGGAAAAAAAAAAAAAAAGAAAAUCACUGUUCCUUCAGCAACCAAUUUCCUUUCUUAUAGUAUUUUCUUAUCUCUGUUGCAGCUGGAUCACUCCCCAACACAUACAUUCAUAAUAAUAUUACAGUAUUGUGUUCCUUGACUUUCAGAUAAUGUCAUUUGGUAUAUGCAGUGCUUAGAAUAAAGCAUCUAUUAACAGUG
Messenger RNA from Tyto alba (common barn owl), 2956 nucleotides. It is a transcript of the gene MALL, whose product is annotated as mal, T cell differentiation protein like. The transcript has 3 exons. Gene Ontology annotation, biological process: myelination. The record is from RefSeq and is a predicted model, not a curated record. Gene Ontology annotation, cellular component: membrane. Lineage: Eukaryota; Metazoa; Chordata; Aves; Strigiformes; Tytonidae. The coding region runs from base 1706 to 2422 and encodes 238 amino acids. Gene Ontology annotation, molecular function: structural constituent of myelin sheath.